This is a messenger RNA of Microthlaspi erraticum, 354 nucleotides long. Lineage: Eukaryota; Viridiplantae; Streptophyta; Magnoliopsida; Brassicales; Brassicaceae. The record is from the annotation of a GenBank genome assembly.
AUGGCAGAGAUAAAUCGCAGGAAAAAGGAAGUUGAUGAUGUUUGUGGCAAAGAGAAAGAAAGCGAGCCCGAAAAGGGUUUAGACUCAGAUAGAGAUGGCAGGAGAAAGAAGGAGGUAAAAGUCUCGAUAGUGUGGUCGCUUCUCCUGAAGGCAAUGUGGAGAAAGAAGGAGCGGGACGAGGGUAAAAGGCAGAAGCGGGAGAAGCUCUUGGAGGAGGCUAACCAGCCGAGGGUGUCUACAAGGGUAGCUGGGAAGAUAGAGAAGAAGGCAGCAGAAAAGGUAGAGAAGGAAAGGAAGAAUGCAGAAGAAAAGCUAGAAGAAGAAAGAAAGGAAGAAGGCAGAAGAAAAGGCUGA